AAUGCUGGUCUUAAGUUAGAUCUAGGCCCAUCUAGUUCUAGACCUAGCUUAUAGGCUAGUUAGUAGUUUUUGAACAACGUUUGUUUGUCCUAGAGAGGUACACAUGUCUGGAGAGUUGGCAGUCACGUUGACGGUUUCUUUAGAUCUACAUUGAGGUCUAGUCUAGACUAUAGACUCUAGUCCAUGAUCUAGAAUAAUCUAGAUUUAUUAUAUAUACUAUAUAUAGAUCUAGACUCUUGUUUAGAUCUACGAUAGUGAUAGAUCUAGUCUUGAUUUGGCUAAAUCUAUAGUACUAUAGUCUAUUAUAUCAGAGGCAGAGCCAGAGGUAUACUGAUCGGUGUCUCUUUGUUUUUUCUGUCAAGGUUAACUUUUAUUAGUUUUCUCUUGAUAUUAGCAAUGACUAGUGCUGCUGAAGGGGAUGAUGCUCAAAAAGUGAAGCAUCUGUCACCCAGAAGAAUAGAUGACCAGAACAUAUUAUGGAUACCAAUCCAGUCAGUCAACCCACACUUGAUAUGUGGUCUGUGUCAAGGAUAUCUGUAUGAAGCAUGCACAAUCACAGAGUGUAUGCAUUCUUUCUGCAAAAAUUGCAUUGUAAAACACCUAGACAGAAGUUUGAAUUGUCCAAUGUGUGCCAUUCUCAUCCAUCCUACAGAUCCUUUUGUUCACAUAAGGUUUGAUGGUCUUUUGCAAGACAUUGUCUAUGCACUUCUUCCUCAUGUAGAAAAAGAUGAAUUGAUGAAAGAAAAGGCUUUCUACGAAAAGCAUAAUAGAGAAAUAAAUAAAACACAAACACGAGUAGCAGUCAAGGCUCAACCUGCCAUUCUCCCUACCCCACCCAGACAUUCCUCUUACAAACAUUUGUAUGUCCCUCCUAUUUCUUUAAGGUUAAAAUGUUUAGAGGCUAAAGAUGAUAUUCAUAAUUUGACUAAAGAGUACAUUCGGGUCACAGGGGGUGCCACUAUACAUUCUCUUUCAGAAUUUUUAAAGAAAAAACUGCGAAUUCAAGACACACACAAGAUAGCCUUAUAUUGUCCAAGUCGUUCAGGAUAUGUUUGCCUCAACAAUAGUCACACUCUUAAAGCUGUGAAAGAUUUGUAUUGUCAUGACAGAGAAAUUUUAGAUUUAAACUAUGACAUUGGCCAAUGGUGACAUCAAAAGAUUUAUCUUUUUUUUUUUUAAUGGGCAUUAGAUUUUCUGGGAUUUAAAAUAUACAAGUAUCUUUUGAAUUUAAUGUAAUUACAUUCAUACUCCUUAAUUUCUCAUAUUCUAGUGUAACCAGUCUUAUGAAAUACUGUCUAUACUACAACUUUGCUUUGACCAAAAGAGUAAUAUGCAUAUAAAAAAGGGAAAAAAUAAACUGUAUCAUUAAAAAAAUGUAAUACAAUGCAAUUUAUACAAGAAAAAUUCUUUGAAAACAAUGAAAUACUCUUUUUUUUUCUUUUUUUUUUUUACAAUUUAAAGAUCUCCAUUUUUUUAAAGCAAAGCUGUAGCUUUGAUUCAAUGCAUUUAGUUGAAAGGUCUGACUUUCUGAGUUCCAUAGUUCUGAUUUUAAACAAAAUGUAAUAUACUUUCUAUAUUAAUGUUGAUGUUUGCUUUUGUUAUUUAUGAAUAAAUACUGUUCAAAA
Messenger RNA from Biomphalaria glabrata, 1625 nucleotides. RefSeq names its product polycomb group RING finger protein 3-like. The record is from RefSeq and is a predicted model, not a curated record. Gene Ontology annotation, cellular component: PRC1 complex. The transcript is spliced from 11 exons. Bases 397 to 1149 code for a protein of 250 amino acids. Gene Ontology annotation, biological process: regulation of transcription by RNA polymerase II. NCBI's taxonomy places the organism in Eukaryota, Metazoa, Mollusca, Gastropoda, Planorbidae.